Galdieria sulphuraria is the source of this 2081-nucleotide messenger RNA. Its product is annotated as 3-isopropylmalate dehydratase large subunit. Gene Ontology annotation, biological process: vacuolar proton-transporting V-type ATPase complex assembly; amino acid biosynthetic process. Lineage: Eukaryota; Rhodophyta; Bangiophyceae; Galdieriales; Galdieriaceae. Bases 35 to 2035 code for a protein of 666 amino acids. The record is from RefSeq and is a predicted model, not a curated record. The transcript is spliced from 2 exons. Gene Ontology annotation, molecular function: 4 iron, 4 sulfur cluster binding; 3-isopropylmalate dehydratase activity.
AAUAGAAUGAACGAUUCCCGAUAUCUCAAGUUGAAUGAUACUCGUGUCGUCUCGUAUGGGUUGUUUGAAUGAAACGAAUAGACAAGUUGUCAAACGUUUUAUUCUUUUCUCUGUUCUCUUAUUGACUCUUCCUCUUUUUAUAUUUCUUUAUAUACAACGAGGGGGAGGAAGUUUUCUGUUGAAAUAUUUGGGUUGGAGAAAUAGCUUGCAAACGAGUGCUUUUUUGGCAAUAGUUAUCGUUCAAAUAGUGCUAAUAUCCUAUGUUAUACUUGCAGAAAACUGGGUAUAUACAAAGUGCAAGUGGAUAAUACAAGUAAAGAGAGAGAGAAAGAGAGAAAAUUUAAUUGUUUUUCUCUCAUUCGUCGAAAAAAGCAUGUCUACAGAGAUGAACACUUGCCAAUCGAUUCUUAGUUUUUCAAACAAUAACUUUGUAUCUGUGUUACUUUCUUCAGCAAAGAAACCUUUAAAAAGUCAAAAUAUUCUAUUUGGAAAGCGAAAAUGGGGUACUUCAACGUUGAAGAAGAAGAAGAAUCGACAGGGACAAGGUUUCGUGCCUUCUGUACAGAGAAAAGACACAAACCUCACAACUUUUCAACCACUGACUGCCACUGUAGCUCCUCCUAAAAGUAGUCGCCACGUUGCUUCUUCAGUUAGUAACUCUGUCCAACACCCUAUGACACUGACUGAGAAGAUAUUGUCAAAGGCAGCCAACAGACCUUGUGUGAAGCCAGGAGAGAAUAUUUGGGUUAACGUAGACGUUCUAAUGACACACGACGUUUGUGGUCCAGGUACAAUAGGAAUCUUCAAAAGGGAAUUUGGAGAAAACGCAAAAGUAUGGGAUCCCGAAAAAGUGAUCAUCAUUCCUGACCACUACAUCUUUACGGCAGACCAAAGAGCUAAUAGGAACGUCGAUAUACUUCGUGAAUUUGCAAGAGAGCAAAAUAUCAAAUAUUUUUACGAUAUCAAAGACAGACAAAACUUUUUAAAUAACCCAGACUACAAAGGUGUAUGUCACAUUGCAUUAGCGCAAGAAGGACACACCAGACCUGGUGAAGUGUUAUUUGGAACAGACUCGCAUACUUGUAAUGCAGGAGCUUUUGGAAUGUUUGCUACAGGUAUUGGAAAUACAGAUGCUGGGUUUAUUUUGGGUACAGGAAAGCUUCUUAUCAAGGUUCCAGCAACUAUGAAGUUUGUGUUUCAUGGAGAUAUGCCGGAUUAUCUACUGGCAAAAGAUUUGAUACUUCAAAUUAUAGGAGAUAUUUCAGUAUCUGGUGCAACGUAUCGUACUUUGGAAUUUUCUGGAGAUAUCAUAUCUCAACUAUCGAUGGAGGAAAGACAAACGUUGUGCAACAUGGCUAUUGAAGCUGGAGGAAAGAAUGCAGUCAUUCCGUGUGACCAAACUACUUCUGAAUAUCUCAAGGGUAGGACGCAGCGUUCCUAUGAAGUAUUUCAGACUGAUUCAAGUGCCGACUUGUAUUCCCAUAGAGAAUACAUUACACAUCAACUGGAGCCAGUAGUAGCAAAACCUCAUUCUCCAGAUAAUCGAGAUCUUGCAAAGAACUGCAGCGAUGUUAAAGUUGAUCGGGUAUAUAUUGGUUCCUGCACUGGAGGAAAGACCGAAGACUUUAUUGCUGCUGCACGAAUAUUCAAGGACAGAAAAGUAAAGAUCCCCACUUUUCUAGUUCCUGCAACGAGACAAGUAUAUGAUGACAUUUAUCGUCUUUCCAUAGGAGGACAAACACUGGCUCAGAUAUUUGAACAAGCGGGCUGUAUUGGACCUGCGCCUCCUUCAUGUGCGGCAUGUUUAGGUGGACCUAAAGAUACAUUUGCACGCAUCAACGAACCUCUAGUGUGUGUAUCCACUACCAAUAGAAACUUUCCUGGUCGUAUGGGGUCCAAAGAUGGCCAAGUAUAUCUCGCUUCUCCAUAUACGGCAGCAGCAACUGCAUUGACAGGAUAUGUGACGGAUCCUCGUCAAGUUUAUGAUUUUGGUACCGAACACCGUUCAGCAUACUCACUAGUUGACUCUGCGUAAAAAUGGUGAAGGGGGAUUGGAUUAAAAUAAAAGAACAUAAUCGAUG